AUGGAAGGACAGACAGCUCAGCCAGCUGCCGUCGGUGCUGACGCGCAGCAAGGCCAGGCCCAGCAACAACCAGACCCGCCUGCCACCACAGACGCAUAUUUUACUCGCGAUGCCAUCGAUGCCGCUCCCGCCGCCGUUCUAAGGUCUCCCUUUAGAUCCAAUGCCACUCUGGCCUCCGGCCCCAGAGCAUCCACGCCAGAGCUCGCAGAAACCCUCAUAUCCGCUACCGGCUCCAUGCAUCUUGACGCUGCACCUGUCUCUCGGGACUCGGCUGUCCCCGGCUCCCCCCGCGACAUUCCCGGCGGCGUCGGAAGACGGAGAGGCAUCGUCUUUGACGAUUCCUUUUCUGAUCCCUCCGAAUUGGACUCAACCUCGCCCGUCGCCCCAAAGGCCUCGCCCGUCGCCGCCCGCCCUCGCACACGCACCCUCGACGGUGCACUCAUGACCCAGCGAGCCACACUCAACUCUCCCGAUCAAAGACACCGCGUCGGCAGCAUGAGCUCCUCCAUGCCCCCCGUCCAAAUAUCUCCAGACGACCAUAAGCAGUCCUCGCUUAAUGAAUCCCUCUCAUACACCACAUCCUACACCACAUCAUACACCACACCCGCUCUCCCCCAACGGCAUGUAGAUGCCCCGUCAACACCGUCCUCCAACAGAGACAAAAGGACCGGCAAGCGUCUGCUAAAACACCGACAGACCUCUCGUCCCAGUUCCCCUGUCAUAUCAUCGGCCCCAUCCAUCGACUCCAUGUGUGUUCCCGUUGCAGCAGAGGACCCCAACAACCUCGUCUCUCUCAUGAAGACGCUCUGUGGUCGCAUGCGCGGACAAGUGGAAUACCAAUCUGAACCCGGCGGCACGUGGUAUUCUGGCAUCGCCUACAUUGAUGACGAGGUUGGAAGCCUCAUGUUCGACACUAACCAGAGCGGCUCCUUUCAUAUCCCCCUUGUCGACGAUUUGAGAGGCUGCACCGUUGUACCUGCCGAAUAUACACAAGGCGACAGACAGUGCAUCGAACUAACCUCUUCCACCCCAACGCAUCUACUAUUGCUCCCAGUGGUUCACGAGGACCUUGAGCUCUGGCUGGCCGCUUUGCUCAGCUGGCAGCAACUCCAACCCACCCCAAUCAAGUUUGCCAACGGCAAGCCCGCCAGUCCCACAGCACCCUUCCGACCAGACUUGCGUCCAUUCGGCAAGGCACCUGACGAGAGCAAGCCCAGGAAUAUUAUCAAGAUUGACAAGUUGAUGCUCUGGGAUAAAGGAGCAGCCCUCAGCCCGAGAGCUGCCUUUCAACGCUCCUCAACACGAGAUAUCUGGUCCCCUUCAGCAGCUUGGCGCCGAGUUUCAUGCAUCUUGCAUGACACUGGUGAGCUGACGCUUAUGCUCGAAACCGAUUCCAUCGUCUUGUGCCACAUUGAUUUGACACAUUUCUCGAGGCACGCCAUCCAGCAGCUCGACCGAACUGUCCUCGACGAGGAGUGGUGCAUAGCCAUCUUCCCCACUUACACCCCCAAGGCCUCCCGUGUAUCCGUCUUCCGCCCUGUGUAUCUGGCCCUGGAUAGCCGCAUACAUUUUGAGGUUUGGUUUGUAUUGCUACGCGCAUAUGCCAUCCCGGACCUGUUCCACCUUGGAGAAACGGAAGACGACGUCCUCAUUAACAUUCCCGACACGGAAACGGCGACAGAGGGCGAGGUCUUCCGCAUGGAGAAGAUUGUCACUGUCCGAAUAACCGAGGCCAAAAUAAAAGCCCGACCAGCAGGACUCGAAUAUAUUUUGCCUGAAAAGUCGCACAAGGUCGAACACGACCCGUUGAUAGGCAAUUACCUGGCAGAGGUAAUCCUGGACGGUGAAGUUCGAGCUCGGACAACCACGAAAUGCAAGACCAAGAAUCCUUUUUGGCGCGAGGAUUGUGAAUUUAAGGACCUGGCACCUUCAAUUCAGGAGCUCUCCGUUGUUCUAAAGCGUAUCGACGGCAUGGAUGGAAGCCGAGGUGCCUUUCCUCAGGAGCUGGUAUGCGGUACCGUCCGCAUCGCUCUUGAUCAGCUAGAGCGCGGCCAGUCUCAUGAAGACUGGCUACAGAUCAGAGACGAGAAGCAACAAGUCAUUGGUUCCAUGCUCAUAAGGCUUUCUCAUGACGAGCACGUUGCCUUGUUGGCCAAGGAGUAUGAAGCAUUGUCUGAGACCCUUCACCGGUUUCCAACCGGGUUGACUGCUCUCAUUUCUGCUGCGCUGCCUGGACAGCUCAAACAACUGUCUGAACUAUAUCUCAAUAUUUUCCAAGCGUCAGGGGCCGCAUCCGAAUGGCUGUUGGCGCUUGUGGAGGAUGAAAUUGAUGGCCCCGGAACUCAAACAUCCUUGAAAAAGUAUAGAUUCAGCAGCAGGCUCAAGUCGAACGAUUCGGUCGAAUCUCCCAGUGACCGCGAAUUGAUUGUUCGUGAUAUGAGCAAGUCGCUCGCCGGAGAGGCGAACCUCUUGUUCCGUGGAAACACACUUCUCACACAGUCUCUCGAGUUUCACAUGCGACGCUUGGGCAAAGAGUACCUCGAAGAGGCAUUACGUGACAAGGUCUUUGAGAUUAACGAGGCGAAUCCCGACUGUGAAGUCGAUCCGAGUAAGCUAUAUGGGGCCGACCUCGACCAACGCUGGUCUCUGCUCAUUCGCAUCACCUCCGAAAUUUGGCAGUGCAUUGCUCAAACCGCGAAGCGCAUACCACCUGAACUGCGACAUAUUCUCAAGUACAUUCGCGGAGUUGCUGAAGACCGGUUCGGGGAGUUUAAACGCUCUGCCACUUACACUGCGGUGUCCGGUUUCUUGUUCUUGCGCUUCAUCUGUCCUGCUAUUCUCGCGCCAAAACUCUGCGGCCUACUCCGCGACUUUCCUCGCACCAAAGCACAGCGCACCUUCACGCUGGUGGCGAAGACAUUGCAGAAACUGUCAAACUUGGGAACCUUUGGGAAGCGCGAGGAGUACAUGGAGCCGAUGAACCGAUUCCUUACAUCGCAUCGAGCGGUGUUCCGCGAGUACAUUGACCAAGUUUGCAGCAUUCCAUCAGAUCGCAGCGUCGUGGCGCCUCCUGCUAGCUAUAGCACACCCAAUACCAUCUCCGGGCGGCUUAGCCCUACGUCAAGAGAGGGCCUUGGCAGUCUCCCUUAUCUGAUCGACGCGCCGAAGAGUUUUGCUGGCCUCGUCAAGGUGUGGACAAGCGCGCGCCCGCACGAUCUCAGGACAGAUCACGCCGAUGGCGAGCUUCUCAUAUUUGACGAUCUGUGCCUAACCCUCCAGAAGCGGGUCGAUGCGUGCAUGGCCAAGGUCGGCCGCCUGCGCGCUGCCGAGGCUGCGGGCCGUGGAAACCCCUCGCGUCUUGCUGAGACGCUAGAGCAGGCCGCCUUGGCGGAGCCGCUGCGCUCGCCGUACAGCGCCGCGUACACAGCCAUGUGCCACGAUGUCGACCAUAUGCUUAGCGGAUCCGGUAGUGACGGACCCGACGAAGGCAGCAGCCGCCGCCGCAGCAAAGACAUGCGCCGCGGGCGGGAUGGACACGACGGGCGCAAGGUCGUCGGCCUCUCCUCGCGUGGAACACCCAAGAGCCGCAACGGCAAAGUCGGCCGCACGCUAUUGAGCGGCAUCAUGAAGAUUGGCGGCCGCGCGGAGAGCCCCGACUUCAAGAGCCGACAAUGA
This is a messenger RNA of Cordyceps fumosorosea ARSEF 2679, 3675 nucleotides long. RefSeq names its product GTPase activating protein. The transcript has a single exon. The record is from RefSeq and is a predicted model, not a curated record. The coding region runs from base 1 to 3675 and encodes 1224 amino acids. Gene Ontology annotation, biological process: regulation of GTPase activity. Lineage: Eukaryota; Fungi; Ascomycota; Sordariomycetes; Hypocreales; Cordycipitaceae.